Molecule: messenger RNA, 3784 nt
Organism: Vigna unguiculata (cowpea)
Lineage: Eukaryota; Viridiplantae; Streptophyta; Magnoliopsida; Fabales; Fabaceae
Product: lysine-specific demethylase JMJ26-like
Biological process (GO): regulation of transcription by RNA polymerase II
Cellular component (GO): chromatin; histone deacetylase complex
Molecular function (GO): chromatin DNA binding; histone H3K9 demethylase activity; transcription coregulator activity
Source: RefSeq, a predicted model, not a curated record
CCAACCCAUUGGUUGAAGUUGAAGCCCACAGUUUUGAAUUACUCUUUGAUCGACACUUUCCUCGCACACUUAAUAGUUUCAAAUACGGACUCAAGUUUCGCUCUGAGAGCGAAGAGACAUCUCCCACAGAAGCAUCGAUUUUCGCAAUUCUUUUGUUCUUUUGGUACUUUUUCUUUGACCCAUCAAAGUGUGAUUUUUUACGCUUACGCUGUUUCCCACUUUCAACCAACUGUUACACUAAAUGCGUAUCCAUUGAAAUUAAUUUUCUUGACUAAUUAGUCGAUUAAAUUUGGAAAGCAUUCCCUAAAAAUUUAAUCUUGGCGCGGGAUUUGAAAACUCUCCCUCCCAUUUUGCCUUUUUUAUUUAUCUUUUCCAUGUAAGAAGAUAAUAAUCUAGGUACGGGUCCUUUGGGGCGUGUAACAGAACUGAAAUAGAAUCCAGAGAGUCAAAAUAGUUAGGGUUCACAAAUCGUUUUUGUUCGAUCUUUAUCACUGUCAUUAGUGAUUCUUGAUCUUGGUUAUUUAUAUUUUGCCAAUACACUAAAAAAAAAAUAUUGAUACCCUUUUACUUCAUGGGCAAAGGGAAAAGGCGUCGAGGUAAUAAUACAGUCACCAUUCCGGAAGAUUCAAACCCCACCCAACAAAAUACUCAAUCUUUAGAUUUCAAUGGGGAGUGUGAAGCUGAUCAGAGUAAAGCAGUAAACUUUACGGAAACAAUUGAUGAUGGGGCUGUAAGGUUUUCUUCUAUUGCUGAAGGUGUGAAAGGAAAGGGUGGCAGAAGAAGUGAAAAGGAGGAGGGCGAGAAAACGAUGUUAGAGGGGAGUUCGUUGGAGAAGGGCGGCGCUGGAGACGAAAACCGUGGUGAAAAUGGUGGAGUUGAAGUUUCUACUUCGGUUCAAGGUGUUAAAAAGAAGCGAGGCAGAAAGAGUAAACAGGAAAAGUAUGAGAUGGAAAUGAAGUUGUUGGGGGAAAAUUUAUUGGAGAAAAAUGGUGAAAAUAGCAGGGUAGGAUGUUCUUCUGUUCAAGGUGCGGAAAAGAAGCGCGGCAGAAGGAUUAAAAAAGAAAAUGAAGACAUGGACAGUAAGAUUUCAGAUGGCAGUUUGUUGGAGAAGAAUGGUGAUGGAGAUGUUAGCCACGGUGAAAGGGAUGGGGUUGGUGGUUCUUCUUCUCUUCAAGAAGGCGUGAGAGAUGGAGGUAAUGGUGGGGUUCAUGUUAAGAGACCUGGGAGGAAAAGAAAGGUUGUUAAGGAAGGGGAUGCUGAGUUUGAAAUGUCUGUCGUUCUUUCGGGAAGUGGAAGUGGCAAUGGGAAACAACAUAAUCUUAGAACUCGUAAAGUAAAAAUAGAAGCUGUGAAGCCGGAAAAGAGUAAGAGGGAUAAGAAGUCUGUUGAACAAUCCUUAAUGUGCCAUCAAUGCCAGAGAAAUGAUAAAGGCAGGGUUGUGAGGUGCUCAAAAUGCAAGAGGAAAAGAUUUUGCAUACCCUGUAUUCUAAAUUGGUAUCCUCAUUUGAAAGAGGAUUACAUUGCAGAGGCAUGUCCCGUGUGCCGUGGUAAUUGCAACUGCAAAGCAUGCUUGCGAUCCGAUGUACUUAUUAAAGAAAUGAAGAAUAAAACAAGUACCAAUGAAAAUGAGAAGGUUGAGGUCUCUACGUGUUUGCUGCAAGUACUUCUUCCGUAUUUAAGAUUGUUGGAUGAAGAACAAAUGAUUGAGAACGAGACAGAAGCUAAGAUACAGGGAAUCUCAGUCUCAGAGCUUAAAGUAGUGCACGCGGAUUAUUGUAAGGAUGAACGUGUAUAUUGUGACAACUGCAAAACCUCCAUAUUUGAUUACCAUAGAAGCUGUACAGAAUGCUCUUUUGAUCUUUGUCUCAUCUGUUGCCGUGAACUUCGUAGUGGUCAGCUUGUAGGGGGUGCAGAUCCAAUUAUGUUGGAGUUUUCAUUCAGAGGUCGUGAGUACUUGCAUGGUGGAGAGGAAACAGUAAACCAAACUGAAUUAAAUGAUGCUGCUAAGCCUCUAAUUCGUGAAUGGUCAAGAGCUGGAUGGCAUGCAGAAAGUAAUGGUAGCAUUCCUUGUCCAAAAGCCAGUGAUAAAUGUUGCCAUGGUUUUCUUGAACUGAGAAGUGUAUUAGGUCAACAUUUUAUAACUGAUUUAUUGUGUAAAGCAAAUGGACUGGCACAAACAUUCAAGCAUGGGACCCCUGACAAAAUCUGUUUGUGUUCAAGGCCUGAUAGAAACGCAAAUUAUGAUAUGAGGAAGGCUGCUUCCCGUGCAGAUUCUAGUGACAACUAUUUGUACUGUCCUAAGGCUGUACAACUACAGGAUGAGGAUUUAGGGCAUUUUCAGUGGCAUUGGGAAAAGGGAGAGCCUGUCAUUGUUAGCCAUGUGAUUGAUUGUACAUCUGGUUUAAGCUGGGAACCACUUGUCAUGUGGCGUGCAUUCCGUCAGAUGACUAAUACCAAACAUGAACAACAUUUAGAUGUAAAGGCAAUUGAUUGCUUAGAUUUCUGCGAGGUAGAAAUUAACAUCCACCAAUUCUUUAUUGGGUAUACGAAAGCUUUUGGGGAUUGGCUUAAUUGGCCUCGGAUAUUGAAGUUAAAAGAUUGGCCACCUUCUAAUUUAUUUGAGGAACGCUUGCCUAGACAUUGUGCUGAGUUUAUAUCGUCCUUACCAUUCAAGGAAUAUACUGAUCCUCUUGGUGGCUGUCUUAACUUAGCUGUUAAAUUACCUAAGGAGUGUCUAAAGCCAGACAUGGGGCCAAAGACAUAUAUUGCUUAUGGAUUUCCUGAGGAGUUUGGACGUGGUGACUCAGUGACUAAGCUCCACUGUGAUAUGUCCGAUGCAGUAAAUGUGUUGACUCAUAUUGCUGAAGUCAAAUUGGAACCCGGGCAUCUUAGUGCCAUUGAGAAGUUGAAACAAAAGCACUUUGAGCAAGACAAGAGGGAGCUGCAUAGUGAUCACGAUAGAGAAACUAAUGUUGACAAAGUAAAAACGAUGCCAGAAAGUGAUUUGUCGUUUGCAGGGGAUGGCUCAGAAGGUGCUCUGUGGGAUAUUUUUCGGAGGCAGGAUGUACCUAAAUUGCAGGAGUAUCUGUGGAAGCAUUUUAGAGAGUUUAGGCAUAUCCAUUGCCGUCCUUUGGAGCAGGUUAUUCACCCCAUCCAUGACCAGACAUUCUAUUUGACCGUGGAGCAUAAGAGGAAGCUUAAGGAAGAGUAUGGAAUUGAGCCCUGGACAUUCGUUCAGAAGCUUGGAGAUGCUGUUUUCAUUCCAGCUGGCUGUCCUCACCAAGUCAGAAAUCUGAAGUCAUGUAUUAAGGUUGCAUUGGAUUUUGUUUCUCCUGAAAAUGUUGGGGAGUGUUUUCGUUUAACAGAGGAAUUUCGUACACUUCCCAUAAGCCAUGGGUCUGCUGAGGAUAAAUUGGAGGUGAAAAAGAUGACAAUAUAUGCUAUGCAAGAUGUGAUAACAAAAUUGGAGAAAGCAAGGAUGGAAGUAAAUAUUCCCUUAACAGACAAAGAGGAAGAGGUGGAAGAAUAAAUUUUGGGUCAUUAGCUCAUUCGUGACUGUAAGAACGGUUUCGUAUUUUGUUGUUUCAACCACACCUGGGAAGGGUUUUUUUUUUUGGCUCCCUUUUUGGUUAACAUUAUACGUCUUGUAAACCUAGCUUUCACAUUUAGCUUGUGUCUUUUUUAGAUGUUCAUGUUUCCGAUUACCAACUCUUAAAUGCCAUUUAAUUGUAUUCUGAAGAAUGCAACCAGAGGUAAUAUAAGUAUUAUGUUAGAUUUUACUAAA